Molecule: messenger RNA, 2539 nt
Organism: Aphanomyces astaci
Lineage: Eukaryota; Oomycota; Saprolegniomycetes; Saprolegniales; Verrucalvaceae
Exons: 2
Coding region: 1-2454 (817 amino acids)
Cellular component (GO): plasma membrane
Molecular function (GO): calcium ion binding; oxidoreductase activity
Source: RefSeq, a predicted model, not a curated record
AUGCAAACGACUACGAAACGAAGCGCGUAUGCACAGGCCACCACGCCCGAGAUGCGCCUCAGCGGGUGCUCUGCUGCUGCCAUGAGCCAGCGUUCGUUGUUGGCCACUCUGCGACCUCGUCACAGCGAUUAUUUCUCCAAGAUUUUGCAAGCUCCCAGCGUUCGGCAGGUUGCGUCGAUGCAAACUGCCGGAGUCCGCGUGUCCAGCUUUGUGUCCAGUUGCUCUUCGCUCGGAGCAGCGGUCCCCAUGCUCGAAGACGGCGACGACAACGACGUGUUCAAAGAUCGUGAGUUUGGAGACGACGACGAAGACGAGCCCACCGGACUUGUGCAGUUCGAUGCGCUCAAGCAUGUAGUGCACACGAUCGCAAAUGCCGACGGAGCCAUCGACAAACAAACGUUCAAAGACACAUUCGGCAUGGACCUGCCCGACGCGGCCAUGGAGAGCGUGCGAUGUGCGUCGUUCCUGCUCACUGCCGCCAUGGAGAUGGACCUGGCGGACGACGAGAAGCUGCGCCUCAUCUUCAACACGAUGGACGCGCAAAGCACUGGCCUCAUCGACCGCGGCGACGUCGUGACGCUCCUUCGUGCCAAGUUUGCGUCCGUCAAGCUCAAAUGUGUGGGUACCGACUAUUCGUCGCUGGCAGACAUUUUGUUUGCCAAGGCCCAUGCAGCCCACAAAACACACAUCGAUUACGCCCAAUUCUGCCACGUCUUUCGGGAUUACAUCAAGGACGCCACCACGGUCGUGACGGCCGAUUGUUUGAAGUCCACCAAGUCCACCCACCGAACCAACGUGUUUUCCACCACGACGUCGUCAUCGCGUCACGACCACGCCUCCCUAUCGUCGCUUGGUUCAAACGUGCAUGCUUGGUACCUCCGCAACCGCCUUCGUCUGUGGUGGGGCGCCCUGUACAUUGUGUUUUGCCUGUAUCAAGGUAUCGGCAAAGCCAUGAAGUUCCCCGUCGACUCUGCCGUGGGGUGGAGCCUUCGCAUCGCGCGGGGUAUGGCGCAAGUGUCGAUGUCCAACAUGUUCCUGGCACUGUUGCCCAUGUGUCGCUCAGUCGUGGAGAUUGUCAAGACGCACACCCCCCUCGGCCGGUUCAUUCCGUUCGACGACGUCCUCGCGUUCCACCGUGUCGCAGGCGCCGUGUCCUUGCUCGCCGGCCUCAUCCACACGGGCGCGCACGUGUACAACGAGGUCUGCCUCUACCUCGUGGUCUCCCCCGACCGAAUCCACCGGUCGUUCCUUGUUGCACACAUCUCAACCUUGCGCGGUCCGAACGGCGAGGCGCUGGUGCCCCCGUUCCACCAAUUUGUGAUGACAUUGCCCAUCCUCACUGGCGUCGUCAUGCUCGUGAUCGCCCUUAUGGUGCUAUCCACGGCGCUCAUUCCGUGGGUGCGCCAACGCCACUUUAACGUGUUCUGGUACUGUCACGUGUCCCUCGGGCUGUUCCUGGCUGCCGGGUGCCUCCACGGCGCCAUGUCCUGGCUCGCGACCGCGCAGUCGUUCUUCUGGAUCCUGCCGCCGCUCUCAAUCUACCUCCUCGAGCGAAGAGUUCGCUUCCUCAAGUACUUCCCCGUCGCCACCAAGACCGUCCCUGUGGCCAUUCAACGCGACCGGACAACUAUCUACAAGCAGUCGUCAUCUGAAGACACCCUCGCCCUCUUUCUCGACAAGCCCCCCAGCUUCCGGUACACGCCGGGUAUGUACACGUUUGUGAACGUCCCGGCUAUCUCGACGCACGAGUGGCACCCGUUCACGAUCUCGUCGGCCCCUUGCGAUCCAUAUGUGAGUUUGCACAUUCGGAACGCAGGGGAUUGGACGUGUCGCCUCCACGAAUUGAUUGACCAAGGCCAGUUUCCCGCUCUGUUUUUGGAUGGACCUGUGGGGGCCCCCACGCAGGCGUACAGCCAGUACAAAACCAUCCUCAUGGUCGGGGGGGGCAUUGGCGUGACUCCGUUUGCGUCCGUGCUCAAGGACGUGGUGACCGAGAUGCGCAGCCGGAAGGCUGGCGGCCGAGUGUGCCCCGACUUUCACUUGGAAAAGCUCUACUUUCAUUGGACCACGCGCCAACAAGACUCACUGCGGUGGUUCGAAGACACGAUGAACGAUUUGCAUGCGCUGGACGAUGACAACAUGUUUGAGACGCAUCAGCACCUGACCAGCGUCAAGGAGCAUGACACCCCUGAGUUUAUGAAGCUGUUUCAGGCCAUGGUGCACAAAGAAACGGGGACGGACGUCGUGUCGGGCCUGCACACGGGCCAGCUGACGCACUUUGGGCGGCCGAAAUGGGACCAGAUCUUUCACGAGAUUGCGUCGACGCAUGUCGGCGAGACCAUCGGCGUCUUCUUCUGUGGCCCCCAUAUCAUUGACGUCGAGCUGGACCGGCUAUGUCGACAACACACGAGCAACGGCACCCGGUUCGAGUACCAUUCCGAAAAGUUUGCCUGAAAUAUGUUUAGAAGUCGUCGAAUAUUAUCGUAUUUAUUAGUGCCUCAUAAUACACUCAAUAACUAACACAUGCCAUAUACAAAGA